CGCCCAUGCAAGGGCUAUCAAGGACAUAUGAAAAGUAAAAAAAAAAAACAGUGCUCUAACACCAACACAGCAAAAGGUGCGUGCACGCAGGGGCUAUCAAUGGCAUAUGAAAAGUAAAGAAAACAGUGCUCUAACCCCAACACAGCAAAAGGUGCGCCCACGCAGGGGCUAUCAAUGGCAUAUGAAAAGUCCAGAAAACAGUGCUCUAACACCAACACAGCAAAAGGUGCGCCCACGCAGGGGCUAUCAAUGGCAUAUGAAGAGUCCAGAAAACAGUGCUCUAACACCAACACAGCAAAAA
Staurois parvus is the source of this 301-nucleotide messenger RNA. Lineage: Eukaryota; Metazoa; Chordata; Amphibia; Anura; Ranidae. The record is from the annotation of a GenBank genome assembly.